This is a messenger RNA of Bombus huntii, 1691 nucleotides long. RefSeq names its product histone H3. The record is from RefSeq and is a predicted model, not a curated record. Gene Ontology annotation, molecular function: protein heterodimerization activity; structural constituent of chromatin; DNA binding. NCBI's taxonomy places the organism in Eukaryota, Metazoa, Arthropoda, Insecta, Hymenoptera, Apidae. Gene Ontology annotation, cellular component: nucleosome. Bases 119 to 529 code for a protein of 136 amino acids. The transcript has a single exon.
CAAAAGCCGGCAGCCGGUAGUUGCAACACAUAAAAGUGGGAACUUCCAAGCGCGGAGCGUAUUCUACAUUUUGUCACAACGGUGAACGUAUCGCUGUAUUUUCCGACUGUUUGAAAGGAUGGCUCGUACCAAGCAGACUGCUCGUAAAUCGACUGGUGGAAAGGCUCCACGUAAGCAAUUGGCCACCAAGGCUGCUCGUAAGAGUGCCCCGGCUACCGGUGGAGUGAAGAAACCUCAUCGCUACAGGCCUGGAACUGUCGCUCUUCGUGAAAUCCGAAGAUACCAAAAGAGCACCGAACUGCUGAUCAGGAAGUUACCAUUCCAACGUUUGGUUCGUGAAAUCGCUCAAGAUUUCAAGACCGAUUUGAGAUUCCAGAGCUCCGCCGUCAUGGCUUUGCAAGAAGCUAGCGAAGCUUACCUCGUUGGUCUUUUCGAAGAUACCAACCUGUGCGCAAUCCAUGCUAAACGUGUUACCAUUAUGCCAAAAGACAUUCAGUUGGCCCGCCGUAUUCGAGGAGAGAGAGCCUAAACAGCCUAUUUUUCUUCUUCUAUAAACAAUCGGCCCUUUUUAGGGCCAAAAUUCUCUUCAAUAUAGGAACUUUUCCAGGAUACUUCCGAUUUUCCACCGUACUCGUGAAAUUUUUACUACUUUCUCCUUCUCUAAAAGUUUUAUAUUACUAUCAUAAGAUACCAUGUCGGACUUUAUUAUAUUCUAUUCAUAAGUUAUUGUCGUGAAAGUAGAAAAUUUCAUACGAAUUACUCUUAACAGAACCUCGUCUUAUCUUUUCCGUUUACCGCAUCAGAUGUGCGAUUAGAUAUUAAGAGAAAAACAAUAAUCGAUUCUGUCCAUGGUUGCUAUAAGUUUAUUAUAUAAGUAAUAUAAAGAGUAAUAAUGCACUUAUAUGUGCAGGAGCAUUUAGAUUUUAGUUCUUUCAGUGGAAUAUUUCACAACUAGAAUUUGGAAUAGGCAUAUUAACUUAAUGCUGAAGUAUUCUACUAUUAGAAUAUGAAAUAGGCACGGUUCCUUAUAGAGAACAGAACAUCUGCCCAUCUGUCCGUCUUUUGUGCACGAAACAAGGCAUUCAUUGCAUCUGUGACUAAUACUCCUUGAGGGAUAAUUUAUUACUCAUCCUAAACUUUCUAAAAUUUUUAAAAUCACAGUUAGGUUUUAGGUCUUACCCUCUACAAGACCGUAAUAAAACCUGUCUGGACCUACGGAAUCCAACUAUGGGGAACAGCAAGUAACUCCAACAUCGAAAUACUACAACGCUUCCAGUCGAAAACGCUAAGAUCCUUAAUAGACGCACCUUGGUAUGUUACCAACGAAACCAUCCAUCGCGACCUCAAGAUACCCACAGUCAAAGAGGAAAUAGCAAAAUAUAGCGACAGAUAUAGCAAAAAAGUCAACAAACACCGAAACCCCCUAAUCACUGGACUACUUGAUACGACGGACCAGAUUCGCAGGCUGAAGAGGCACUACCCGCUAGACCUAAACGCUAGAUUCAUUUAGUUAUCCAAAUUAAGCAUAUGCACUUACUUAUAAUACUUAUAAAUUAUACCUAUCUACAAUAAGUAUUAACUUAUUGUAAAUAAACAGCCAUGUCACUGCGCCACGCCAGAAAAAUUACUGAAAAUUCUCAACGCGAGAAUUGAUUGUAAUUUCAACAAAUAAAUAAAAAAAAAAAAAAUAU